Rotaria sp. Silwood2 is the source of this 1881-nucleotide messenger RNA. The record is from the annotation of a GenBank genome assembly. Lineage: Eukaryota; Metazoa; Rotifera; Eurotatoria; Philodinida; Philodinidae.
AUGGAAUAUUCGGAUGAAGCACAAGAAGAAGAAGAAGAAGAAGAAGAAGAAGAAGAAGAAGAAGACUACAUUGUUGAUGCACAUGAUUUUAAUCAUGAUAAGGACGAAUUUACUUUUGAUGAAAAACUACCUCAAUUACUUCAAUAUCUUGAUUGGCAAGAUUGUUCACAAUUGAUCAACAAUAUUGACUCCAUAGAUUUAAAGAGUGAACAAUUUAGAGAAAGAAUUUUAUCGAUGCGAUAUCAAUUGAUCAAAGAAAAUGAUGUACUACGAACAUCUUACAAAGGUUAUUCAUUGCAUAUGUUUCGAAUCAAGGAUUUUCAACGUCUAUCAUGGGACUAUAUCAAACAAAAUAGUAUCUAUACAUUGAUUAAAAAAAUAAAUACAACGAAACCAACCGUGAGUCAACAAUGUUUGAUGAAGAUUGUCGAACAAGUAGAAACGACAUUGGAUGAUUUAUUUUGUUCCGAUGUUAUUACUCAACGACAAUAUGAUCAGAUGCGCGUCAGUCGUUUCGAAGCGGAAUUGCAUUAUUUAAUAUUUGCUUUAGAUAUGAAAACGAAUAAAAAGAAUGAAACAUUCUACUUAGUUCGGCCCAUUAUGAUCUGUAAUAAUGGAGCAACAAUGCGUAUUUCACAUUAUUUAAGUAAUUUACUCUGGUCUAUCUUUCAUCAACAAACAGGUUGUAAGACAUUUACCAAUGGGGCUCAACUUGUUCAAACUUUUGAAUUAUAUUCUAAAAAUCAAUAUCUUCAAUCGACCACUCUUUUCAUUACAUUUAAUAUCCAUGAAAUGUGUACGAAGUUUUCACACGAGGUCAUGAUCAAAGCGCUUGAACAUUUUCUUUUGACUUAUGCUACACAAGAAAAAAUGGAAGGAUUAGCUAUUGAAACUAUUCUACAAUUGGUGCGUCUCGUAUUAGAUAAUCAAUAUUUCAUUUAUCGAAAUAAACUCUAUCAACAAACAAAGGGUAAUGCUUCGGGUUGUCGAUUGACGAUUCCAUUGACUUGCAUUUAUCUAUGUUAUACUCAACCAACAUUGAUGUCUGCUCUUAUUGAUCAAAAUCACAUUGAACUAUUUGGAAAGUUUCAACAUGAUCUCUUUUUUACAUGGAAUAAAUCUGAAGAUCAAGUUCGUUAUUUGUUUGAAAAAUCGAUUACCAUAGAGAAUCAAUAUCGAUCUAUUUCAAUUCAUCCAUCAAUAGGAACAACAUUUCAUUUACUUGAUAUUGAAAUAGGUCAUCACGAUGGCACUCUUCAUACUCGAAUUUUUCAUGAUCCAGUCAUGGAUCAAUAUGAAUUACCAAAUCAAUUUGAAUAUGGAACAUGUCUACCAUCACGAUUAUUACAAGCCAUACUAAUGCAUGCUGUACGAUGUUGUUCUAAUGAAGAUAGUUUUCAUUUUGAACAACGUUAUAUUAAAUUUCUCUAUCUUUUAUAUGGCUUUUCAGUAGAUUUUAUUGAUGAUUCUAUUCAACGAUUUUAUAAGCAAUUUCAUGCAUCAGAAAUUCAUUAUCUGGUCGAUCGAAUUCCCUAUGAAAUUUUACGUCAGCAUGUACUGAUACAUUAUAAACCAUUACUCGUAUUGAAAAAACGAUGGUAUACAGAAAUAGAAAAUAUUCAACCGAUUCCCUAUUCAAAUUAUCAUUCAGAUCCAUCAAUGAUGGACUAUUUUAAGUGUCAUUUAUUCGAUCUUUUAAAAAAAUGUUUUAUUUUUGAGCCAGAAUUCAAUGAAAAUGAAAUUGAAAUGAAACCACACUUAAUGAAGAAUAUUCCUUUGCCAAUGAUGAAAUAUUUCGAGAAGCAAAAACCAUCACGUCAUCUUUUAACUUUACCGAUCGAGGAAAGUGAUCAAUAUGAUAGUAUGUGUAUAGAUCGAUAA